Lasiosphaeria miniovina is the source of this 1296-nucleotide messenger RNA. RefSeq lists its product as uncharacterized. The transcript has 3 exons. The coding region runs from base 1 to 1296 and encodes 431 amino acids. NCBI's taxonomy places the organism in Eukaryota, Fungi, Ascomycota, Sordariomycetes, Sordariales, Lasiosphaeriaceae. The record is from RefSeq and is a predicted model, not a curated record.
AUGCCAGGGCCCUUUGAGGCCCCAUUCGGGUUUGACCCUCGCUCGGCAGCCCUGGCGCCGGUCAAGCGGCGGCCGAUCCCGAGCAGCACGGCCCCCGGCCCGGUCCGGGGGCCUCUCGAGGCGGACAGAAUAACCCAGGCUCCCCCGCAGGGGAGCGCACCCAGCGGGACCCAGCAUGCCGAGCAAGCCUCAGAUCCCAUCUGCGAACGGGUCCUCAUCAAGUGGGAGGGAAAUGUCAGGACUAGCAUCACGCCGGCCUGGGCGCCUGGGCGCGUCGAGGUGCUCAGCGCUGUGUCGCCCCUGAUCCGCGCGCGCGUCGAUGACCUUCGCUGCCGCCCCCACCACCGGUGGGAGCCUGUGAUCUCCAAGUCAGACGGCUUCGAUGCCGACACGGCCACGCGGGUGCUCAACGAAAUCGGACCCGAGACAGCCAACCGGCGCCAGACUGUAGAUCUGCUUUGCCUCGAAGCCAACGUCAUGUGGUUCUUCGAGGUCGUCGCAAAGCAGCUUCGAGCCUGCCCGACGUGGGAGGCCACGGACGGCGACGGGGGCCUCAUCGCCUCCAAGUCCAACUCCCGCCACGCCGUCCGCAAGUCGCAGGCGAGCCAGUCGUCGCGGUCCAGCCAGUGGCAGUGCUGGUACUCGGAAACGGCCCACUGGAGCCGGCUGACGGCGCUCCAGCUGGCGAACAUUGCUCUUGUGCUCGAGUGGGACGACGUGUUCAAGCGCGAGCUCAAGACGGUUGUUUGGGACUGGACCAAUGCGUCGGAGGCCGUCCUCGAGACGCCCGUCGAGCGUUUGAAGGCCACUGGCGAAGAGGGAUUGGACAAGCGGAGGGAAGACGAAAAGGGAAGGAUCUUGAGAUAUAUGCGGAAAUACCUAGACGACCAGAAAGCUGUCAGCAGAGAGGCACGAGACUGCGUCAAGCGGGUGAAAAAGGACCUGAAAAAACACAACGUCAAGCUCGAGACGGGCCAUUUCGAGGACCCUAACAUCUACAGGAUGUUGAAGAAGAUCGAUGACUGCAUCCUAAAGGAGAGUCUAGCGCCGGGAGAGCCAGCCGUGGCUCCGCAGAUAGUGAAUCGCAACCGGCCAGCCACGCCCGGCCUGCUUGGCAAGCUCAAGACGCUGGAAUCGGGUGUCGAGUCGAUUUUCUCGGGCGGCCCCGCGCACAGAGAGUUUGUGCUGGAGAUGCGAGCGGCAGUCCACCGGAACAUUAUCGACCGGCAGGAGUCCAUGGCCCAGGCGAUGCUGGCGUGGAGGAACGGCGAGGUGAGCAAGUGGCUGAAACAUUAA